CAUGGUGUCCGAAGUGCGGUUUUAUUUUUAAUUGCGACUGGACUACGAAAAUUGAACGAGAAAGGGAAUGAGUGUAAUGAUGGCUACUGGAUUCGAUCUUCGUCUUCCAAGGCCGCUUGAUUGUUCCAAUCUGGCAAAACAGUGGCCACGAUGGAAACAGGACUUUGGUAUUUACCUGCGUGCAAAUAAUAAGAUGAAUGAGAAUGAAUCGAAUAAAAUUGCGACGUUUCUGUGGUUAAUAGGAGCACGAGGCGUAAAAAUUUUUAACACUCUUUAUCCGAAUGACGGAAACAUCGAUAAUCUUUUCGGACAUGACAACGAAGGUGUUGAAAAUGCGGAAGGAGGUGGUGAUGCUGAUGAUCGCUUUGUUGACGCUAAUGAUGGUUCGGCGGCACGCACACUAGCAGAAGUGAUUAAAGCAUUUGACGAGUAUUGUUUACCUCGUAAAAACAUCGCCAUGGAAGCUUUUAAGUUUAAUUUAAUAGCGCAGCAGGAAAAACAGUCAUUCGGAGACUUUGAGACGGAGCUACGUACUCAAGUUCAAUACUGCGAAUUUAAAUGUGCGGCGUGCCACGUUUCAUAUGCUGAACGAAUGCUCCGUGAUAGAAUUAUUAUUGGAGUGCAGGAUAAAAAACUGCAAUUGAAAUUGCUAGAUGACCGGGACGAUCCUUUAUCGAAGGUCAUAGAGACAAGCAAAGUUUUCGGAGCUGCAUCUGAAAACAGGCUGUUGCUGGAUCGGAAAGCGCAUCCGCUGGAGGUGAACGCUGUCGAAGAACAAUCGAAAACUACGGAGGUUGCAGCAGUUUCCCGACCAUCAUGUUAUAACUGUGGGAAACCGUUCCAUCGGCGCAGCUGCCCAGCUGUGAAUGCGGAGUGUCACUCGUGUGGCGAGGUCGGGCAUUUCAAGAAAUGUUGCCGGAAAAAGCCCAAGGACAGAAGAAAUUUCAGAACAAGGAGACACUCAGGAGGUAUCUGGAAUGAAGUCAGCGGAUAAAAGCAUUCCGAAGCAGACGGUAUACUCAGUUAACUGGAGUGAUGCAGAGUAAACUCCACUAAAGGCAGGAGUUCAUUUAACGAUAGAAGGAUGAGCAGAUGGAAGAAGAUUUACCACAUUAAGAGUUUUCCAGUAGAAUUCAAGUUGGAUACAGGCUCUGACGUCAACUGUGUUCCUGUCGAUGUCGUUAGAAGACUUGGUGUACGGAUUCAGAAGGUCGAAAAUGCUCUUGUUUUGGAUUACAGUUCAAAUCAAAUCAAUGUUCACGGACAAGUUGAACUAUUUUGCAUUGAUCCCGAUAAAAAUACUAUGAAUACCGCUCAGUUUCUCGUUGUCGAUAGACAGUUUGAGCCUUUACUUGGUCUAAAAUCAUGUAUCUCU
This is a messenger RNA of Topomyia yanbarensis, 1375 nucleotides long. RefSeq lists its product as uncharacterized. NCBI's taxonomy places the organism in Eukaryota, Metazoa, Arthropoda, Insecta, Diptera, Culicidae. The record is from RefSeq and is a predicted model, not a curated record. Gene Ontology annotation, molecular function: zinc ion binding; nucleic acid binding. The coding region runs from base 68 to 994 and encodes 308 amino acids. The transcript has 2 exons.